Psylliodes chrysocephalus is the source of this 1594-nucleotide messenger RNA. NCBI's taxonomy places the organism in Eukaryota, Metazoa, Arthropoda, Insecta, Coleoptera, Chrysomelidae. The record is from the annotation of a GenBank genome assembly.
GGUGAAAGAGAAAAGGAAAAGAAGAAAAUGUGUGGUUGGAAUUGGCGUAGUUCAAGUAAAAAAAUAAAUAAUGAAAAAUGAAACAAUACAAAUAGAAAAUAAAAAACAAACAACAUGAAAACGCAUUUUCUUGAAAAUUUAACAUGAAGGACUAUAUUAAAAAAAUACGUUUGUAAAAUGCGAAUUUCUCGCGUUAAAACUUUACGUCUUUCAUAUCCAUAUUAUUUGACCAUUCUCCUGUGUAUAAUGUUUGUUUUCUCAGCGAGUUUAAGUUACUAUAUUUUAAUAAAUGAUCAAUGCAACUGCUCUGGGCCUGUGAAUCAAAUAAAAUAUACAACGCCCAGUAGGAAGAAAUUAAUAAGUACUAAACAUAAAUUAGCAAUCUUAGUUCCUUAUAGAAACCGCUUCGAAGAAUUGUUAGAUUUUGUGCCAUAUAUGAAUAAUUUUUUGUCUAAUCAAAGAAUAAAUUUUGAUAUUAUAGUUUUAAAUCAAAUAGACCAAUACAGAUUUAACAGGGCUUCGCUUUUAAAUGCUGGCUUCCUAGAAACCAGAGAUAAUUAUGAUUAUAUAGCUAUGCAUGACGUCGACUUAUUACCUUUAAAUAUGAAUUUGUCUUAUAAAUAUCCAGAACAGCCUUUUCAUGUAGCGGCGCCUACUCUACAUCCUAGAUAUCAUUACGAUAAGUUCAUAGGGGGAAUUUUAUUGAUUAAUAGAAAGCAUUUUGAACUAGUAAACGGCCUAUCAAAUCGUUAUUGGGGUUGGGGGCUUGAAGAUGAUGAAUUCUAUGUUCGUUUAAAAGAUGCUCAUCUAAAUAUUACUAGACCAGUGAAUAUUACUACAGGAACCAAUGAUACUUUUAGACACAUUCACGGCAAAGACAGAAAACGAGACACAGCGAAAUGUUUCAAUCAACGUGAGGUAACGAGACGCAGAGACAGACAAACCGGUCUGCAUGAUGUCAAAUAUGAAAUUUUCGGUCGUAAACGAAUGGAAAUCGAAGAUUCGCCCGUAAUCGUGAUCAAUGUAAAGUUGCAUUGCGAUCUCACCGCCACGCCGUGGUGCAAUUGCGACAAAAAGGCUGAAACGAAUAAUUCUGCUAACAAGAAAAAAACGUGACAAAUGUACGGAAGUAGCUGUACGUUCUCGGUAGAUACUUACGUUAAUUCUAUGACUCCUAUACACUAUUAUUGAUGACGUAAUUGGAAAUACUUGUUCCACUAACAAUGAGAAUAUGUUAUUACAUUUUAUUUCUGUUAUUUUCAAGAUUGUCUUCAUUUAAGCAUUAAAAAUUGUUAGGUUACAUACCUUUAACACGUUCACUGCGCAUGUCAUGGAUCGGUGACCUAACCCUACCUUUGUCAAGGUUCCAUGACAUGAUAGUCUGUCUCAAUCUAAGAUUAAAAUAAAUGAUAGUUAUUAGAUAGGGGCUCAACAAUAAACAUUGUUAAACUACUUUUUUACAACCUAGAAACAAUAUUUUAACGUAUUUAUGUCAAACUCUGACAGAAUGGUUUUUCUUAAAAGUUAACUGUCAAUGGAACACAAAUUAUGUCACACCAAUAUUGGAAAAUGUCAUCAAGAAGUUUAAUAAGGA